Molecule: messenger RNA, 1269 nt
Organism: Exophiala dermatitidis NIH/UT8656
Lineage: Eukaryota; Fungi; Ascomycota; Eurotiomycetes; Chaetothyriales; Herpotrichiellaceae
Product: pyridine nucleotide-disulfide oxidoreductase AMID-like protein
Exons: 5
Coding region: 1-1269 (422 amino acids)
Cellular component (GO): cytoplasm
Molecular function (GO): electron-transferring-flavoprotein dehydrogenase activity; flavin adenine dinucleotide binding
Source: RefSeq, a predicted model, not a curated record
AUGCCGUCCAAUGAAGGUCUAGGUCUUGCUGGCCGGGCGAAUCCCUUCAAAGUGUUGAUUCUAGGAGGCUCCUACGGAGGUCUCGCGGCGGCUCUAAACCUGCUCGAUUUGUGCAAUGGGAGACCUGCUAGAUUCACAGCCGCAACUGCUGAGCCCGUUACUCAUGGAAAGAUCCCAGUGGACAUCACCAUUGUAGACGAGCGAGACGGUUACUAUCAUCUAAUCUCAUCACCCCUCGCAUUGGCUUCCACCGAAUAUGCGCGGACCGCAUGGACCAAGUUCGACCAAAUCCCUGCCCUGAAGAACAUACGCUUCAUUCAUGGGAGUGUGAGAAAUGUCGACCCCAAGAGUCGGCUGGCAACGGUGGCCGAGACCGGCACGCAGUCGCAGAGAGACUUGAGUUACGACUUCCUGGUGGCUGCCACCGGGCUUCGGCGCGUAUGGCCUGUUGUGCCGCAAGCAACAACCCGGGAAUCCUACCUGGCAGAAGCUGAUGCGCACAUCACCGAGUUGCGAAAUGCUCGGGAGGGAGUCGUGAUCAUUGGCGGAGGUGCGGUUGGGAUAGAAAUGGCGGCAGAGCUCAAAAUGGUUAUGCCCGACUUGAAGGUCACACUUGUCCAUUCCAGAGAUAAGCUCUGCUCCGCUGAGCCUCUGCCGGAUGACUUCAAAGACCGGUGCUUGACCACGCUGCAGGAGGCUGGUGUUGAGACGAUAAUGGGUGACCGUGUGGUGGAGACAGAGAACGUGGCUGAAGAUGGGUCUACGGUCACAUCAAUCAAACUCGGCAGUGGGAGGACUAUUCGUGCCAGCAAAGUCAUCUACGCAAUUUCCAGAAGCUACCCGACCAGCCAAUAUCUCCCAGCUACUGCAUUGGAUGAACAAGGCUAUGUCAAGAUUACGCCUGCCUUGAAUUUUCCGGAGGCCGUGCCGAACUCCCAGUAUCACUUUGCCGUGGGUGAUGUAGCUAGAUGGCCUGGCAUCAAACGCUGCGGUGCUGCCAUGCACCAUGGGCAAUACGCUGCUCAGAACAUCCAUCAACUGAUGUUACAGGAAACACAAGGCACAAAACCCAAGUUGACUGAGUUGGUUGAGGCUCCACCUGGAAUCGGCAUCGCGGUAGGCAAACAAGGAGUUGCCUAUUAUCCAAGUGAGGGAACGAAGUAUGGAGAGGACAUCUUACGCCUCUUCUUUGAAGACGACUUAGCCAACAGAAUAUGCUGGGAUUAUUUGCAACUCGGCAAAGAGUUUCCAAAAGCGGCCAAGGUAUAG